Molecule: messenger RNA, 3801 nt
Organism: Planococcus citri (citrus mealybug)
Lineage: Eukaryota; Metazoa; Arthropoda; Insecta; Hemiptera; Pseudococcidae
Gene: Ork1
Product: open rectifier K[+] channel 1
Exons: 10
Coding region: 931-3426 (831 amino acids)
Biological process (GO): stabilization of membrane potential; potassium ion transmembrane transport
Cellular component (GO): plasma membrane
Molecular function (GO): potassium ion leak channel activity; outward rectifier potassium channel activity
Source: RefSeq, a predicted model, not a curated record
ACUUUGCAGACAUCGUAUAGAAUGAUUUCGAUUUAAUUGAUAACACGUAGGACAAACGUUUAAUGCCUCAGAAACGGUUCUCGUGUCCGCACGUUACCAUACUGCAAAUUAUACAAUCAACGGUGUGUUUACUUUUGCACGUUACCACGUUUUAUCAUACCUACUUGUUGCUUGGAAAUAUUCAAAUGAUGUUGUUUUUCGUCGAAUCAUUUUUUUAUCAUAAAUCAUGACUCGGUGCUAAUUUACAAUUUCGAAAAAAAUACGUUUUCAAAUCGUCGGUAAGUUGUUUGGAUAUCAACUUAUAUUCGGCUUCGGAUUCGCAUUGGUUUUUUUGGCCCAUUGACUUUGUUUUGUAAAUAUCGCCGAUAUCGCUGAUCGCUGUUAUCUACUUUUACAGCUUUUGAGCCUUUUGAUUUUCUUUUGCUGUGUUAAUUUGAGACAAUUAAGAAAUCGCGUGUGAUAAAUUGUGCUGAAAAUUUUCGUCUUUUACCUACCUGCUGCUCAUCUCGAAGAUUUGAAUCAUUGAUUGUAUUCAAGUUUUUCCGAAUUUUUGCAGAGUAAUCGUGAAAUAAAGAUGAUUUUGGAGCAUAUCAGCAGGAAAAAUCAAAGAAUGGAUUGAAAAAAAAUUAAAUUGCAGAACAUACAAAUUCUGAACGUAGUUUUAAAAAAAUUUUUUUUGGAGACAUUUCGGAAAAAAAUCAACCCCAUUUGCUGAUUUUUUCGCUGGCUUUUUAAAGGGGCUACAGUUGUGACCGAAAAGGAGAGGAAGUGAUUCAUUGGAAGUCCAGUUCAAUCUAUAAGCCUCUAAGGAGUUCAACAGAUAAUGAAUGUUUAAUACGUGCAGCAUAUAUAUAUACUCGUAAUGGUGACUUGAAGCUAAAAAUUUAUAUACAUCGGUGAUAACGCGAUACAUUCGAUAAUUUCUUCAAGAUGAUGCCCCCAAACCAAUGGGUUAUGCUGUGGAUAGUUUUUCUCAGUUAUUUAUUACUGGGAGCUUCUCUGUUCUACGUUAUUGAAAGAAAGCACGAAGAAAAUCGCAGAUUAGAAGAUCCUUCUGCGUUGAGCGUCGAAGAAUUAUUAUCGCGAUAUUACUCCUGGUCUAGUCAAAAAGCUCACAAAUUGCUGCUGCUAAAGUUGAGACAAUUCUGUAACCAUUCGGCGUUCUCUCCGGAAGGCCUGAAAAUGGUAGAAGAAAUAGAAGAACUGGAGGAGCCGUUUGAUUGGACCUUUUAUAACGCGUAUUUUUUCGCACUCACAACACUUAGCACUAUCGGAUAUGGUAAUCUCCACCCAACUUCCACCAUCGGAAGAAUGCUGCUGAUAGUUUACUCGUUGAUUGGUAUACCUCUGAAUGGUAUAGUUUUAACUCAGCUGGCCAAACUUUUCUCUUCUACGUUCUUGAGAGUACAUCAGCGUUACAAAGGUAAAAGAUUCGAGACGAGGUUUAUGCUGUUAGUAGACAUUGCUACGUACUUGAUCCCUGGUAUCUUGCUAUUCGUAUUUUUACCUUCGGGAUUUUUCGUUUAUUUCGAAGGAUGGUCAUUCGAAGAGAGUGUUUACUUCGCAUAUGUUACCUUAACGACUAUUGGAUAUGGCGACUAUGUUGCUGGUCAGCGUACGAAAAACGUGGUUUGGUUUUUCUUCUACAAAAUAGGCAUAUUUGUUUGGAUCAUGUUCGGCUUAGGAUAUUUAGUCAUGAUAUUAGGUUUCAUAUCGAAGGCGAUGCAGUGCAAAAAAAUGGCUCGUCUGGAACGUAAACUCGUCGAAAAAGUAUGGAACGAGUUCACUCGCGAUUUCAGCUACUUAAGAAGAAUGCUCAACGAAGUAUACCUGUUGAAAUUCAAACCGGUAUACCAAGAUGAGCAACCUCAAAAUACACUAGAACAACGAAUCCGAUGUAGAAGUGCUCCAAACUUAUCCGAAUGGCCUGUGUUGGUCAAAACGGUGAAACCAGUUGAACCAUCGUCUUCCGAUGAUGAACAACAGACUUUGGCUCAGUUCCAAAAAGUUAGGCUAAGGAGACGCCGGGCACUGCACGAGAAUUUAUUCAAACAUAGUCAAUUAAGAGUCAGAUCCGAAAGCGAUCUGAGUAAAAUUGAUAAAGCUGCCACCUUUAAUAAUAUUUUCAACGUAGAACGAACCGAGCUACUUGCAAGGGUUGUCGAUGCUUUCGAAACUACUUACAGCAGAUCGACGUCGUCUUCUUCGUUGAAUCUUUCUGAUGAAGAGGAGGAUAAAGAAACGCCGCACAGAAAGAUUUCAAAAUUCGAAAAAGAAUUGCACGGCUUCAGUGGAUUUUCCAACGAAGAAAUAUUAUCUAGUGAAUCAUACGAGCCAACUAGUAACGAAUGGGACACGGUGAAACAUUCGACAGCUUACGAUCAAAAAGCUCCUCCUUACUCGGAACAGUGGACUUGGCCAAAUUCCGAAAGCACCGUUAAAAAGAUACCUGCUCCAUUUAUGAUCAGAAGCGAUCAAAGGUUGCAUUCGAUACCUCAAGAUACAUUAUCGAAAAGACCGAGUAUCCAGAUACCGGGUGUACAGAGUAUACGUAGGAUGUCCGUAGCUGCCUUAAAUUUCCUAUCAUCUUCCAGACUCGCUGGCAGAAUGGCAUCUUCUAAAGAAAUCGAAAAAGACGCCGAGCUUAAUAAAGAUGAAAAAAUUCGACGAACUGGCCGAACAGCUUGUCCUCGUAAAAACACCAAAAAGCGAUAUUCUCUGUGUAACAUGGAGUACGAUUCGAUGUGCCAAUACAUUAAUUAUUUCACUCAGACUAAAAUGAAAGAAAGUAAUAUCAUAAACAUACUGAAAAAUCAAAUCGGCAAUUUGGAAAAUUCUUCCAACAUUAGUCCUGUUCUCGAGCAAACCAGUAUAGGGGACUUUCUACGAGUCGUCAAUUCCCUUCAUAGCACGUCCAACUAUUGCACCACUGCCGCGGCCGAAACUCGUCCUCAGUCAUCGCCUUUAUGGACGCUGUUCCAAAACGAAGCCAAACCGUCAGAUACUAACGAUAAAUCUCCUACCGAACAAAAAAGCUCAGUUCCCGAACGAAGGCGAUACUCUUUAGCACCUCCUGGAAAUCCUGGUCGUUAUAACAUAUCCAGAAAUAAAUCAUUCUCUACGAAUAUACGUAAAAUAUCACCAUCGGGGUACCCGAAAACCAGAACGUAUUCGAAUCCGGCGCUGUCUAUUCCUCAAAUCAGACGUAUUAGGUCCGAAUCGUCGAGCACUGAUCACUCCGAACCUCCGGCUACGACUGUAAGAAGUCGUAAAAUUCGACGGUUUUCGGUUAAACCCGUUUCAUUAGGGUCAACGAUGCCUGAAAUUGUCGUAGAUGAAAAUUACGACAAACCUAAAUCAUCAUCGAGUGAUGUUCAAGUGCAAAUCGAAAGCUCACCGUUGGAGUCUUUACGUAUAGAUAAAUAGUUUGUUUUUUAAAAAACUUGACGCCUGUUCUGAACAAGUUCUAGGGUUUGUUCGUUGUUGCGUUUUUCUCCUGUAUAUAAUUUUUACCUAUUUACCUACCAGCAAUGCAAACAAUAAUUCCAAGUCCCUCAAAAUGAGUGAUUAGUCAACAUACCUAUUACAUGUACUGUACCUAUGCGCUUUAUUAGCAGCAUAUGCUCGUUGUAUAUUCGUAUUGUAAGUGUAAAAUAUUUACCUGUAACGAUGUAUUUUUUGUUUUGUUUUUUAUUUUGUUAUUUUUUUGAUGUAACUUAAGCUUACCUAUGUUAUUGAAAUAAUUACGCAUCUUGUAGACUGAUUAAUACAUAUUUUAUCCAAAUACAACCAGAAACUGUA